This is a messenger RNA of Macrosiphum euphorbiae (potato aphid), 651 nucleotides long. NCBI's taxonomy places the organism in Eukaryota, Metazoa, Arthropoda, Insecta, Hemiptera, Aphididae. The record is from the annotation of a GenBank genome assembly.
AUGCUCUAUAAUAUAGAGGUCUGGUGUCCGAACAGUUACGAUGCUAUCAAGAAGCGUAAAUAUGAAGAGGCUCAUCGAGCUUUUAAUACAGACUGGGAGGAAGAAUUCGCUUUUGUAGAAAGAAACGGUAAGCCAACGUGUCUUUUAUGUCAAGUAACUUUGUCACAGUUCAAGGCCAGUAAUCUAAAACGCCAUCAUGACAGUAACCGCAGUAGUUUUAAUAAAGAUUUUCCUUUUGGCUCCCAGUUAAGGAAAACCAAACUUAAAUCACUAAAAGAAAAACCUGUGACUGUUACAUCACCAAUAACAAAUAGUACAGCAACUGUAGAGUUAGAACUACAAGAGGACGAAGGACUAAAAGGACUCAAACGAAGUGGGGUUUCUACGAUAGAAUUUUGUAAAAAUGUUCCAGAAGAAAAAUAUCCAUUAAUAACAAAAGAGUGUGCUAUAAGACUUAUUUCAAUUUUUGACACUACUUAUGUAUGUGAAUCGUUGUACUCUACUCAAAAAUUCAUUAAAUCUAAACAUCGAUCUGAACUAAAUGAUGAUCAUCUAAGUGAACUUGUGCGAUCUGCACUUACAAAUUAUCAGCCUGAUUUCAAAAAACUUGCAGACAAAAUGAACACUUGGAAAAGCACUUAUCAUAAGUAA